AUGUAUCACCUGGCCAAGUCGCUGUAUACUUACGCGACCAGUAAAGAAGAGUACUCCGUCCUUCUCCUCGGACUAGACAAUGCAGGCAAAACAACUCUCCUGACCCAAAUAAAAGCCCUCUACCAGCCCCGGCCAGAGGGUGUCCCCGCGCCCAACCCAGGCAAGACCGUCCCAACCGUCGGCCAGAAUGUCUCAACCAUCCCAUUAUCCGACAUGAACCUCAAGAUCUGGGACAUUGGCGGCCAGAUCUCCAUGCGCGGCCUUUGGCAAAGCUACUACACAAGCUGCCACGCCAUCGUCUUCGUCGUCGAUAGCGCCGACGUCGGCCAAGACCCAGAUAUCAACCGUCUCCCCUCCGCCCCAGGCCGUCGACCAAGCUCCAUCCCCGACCCCAGCGAAUCUUUCUCCGAACAAAACGUCGGCAUCAAUGCAGCUGCCAGCGAUUUCGGCCGUCUGAAUGAAUGCCGCCAGGUCCUCGAGUCUGUUUUGCAGAGUGCCGACGUGGCGGGCGUUCCGAUCCUAGUGCUGGCCAACAAGCAAGAUCGCGAGGACUGCGUCGAGGUGGUGCGCAUCAAGGAGGGAUUUGUGCGGAAAGUCUUCGAGGGCGAAACGGGUGGUGGCGUUCGAGACAGUCGCGUGCUGCCGGUCAGCGCGUUGAUGGGAUCGGGAGUACAGGCUGCUGUCGAGUGGGUACAGAGCCGUGUGAAGUGGAACAAGGAGAGUCGGCCGCCAGUGAUGCGAUAA
Messenger RNA from Penicillium waksmanii, 744 nucleotides. Its product is annotated as ADP-ribosylation factor family protein. Gene Ontology annotation, molecular function: GTP binding; GTPase activity. Gene Ontology annotation, cellular component: Golgi apparatus. The transcript has 2 exons. Bases 1 to 744 code for a protein of 247 amino acids. Gene Ontology annotation, biological process: intracellular protein transport; Golgi to plasma membrane protein transport; protein localization to organelle. The record is from RefSeq and is a predicted model, not a curated record. NCBI's taxonomy places the organism in Eukaryota, Fungi, Ascomycota, Eurotiomycetes, Eurotiales, Aspergillaceae.